UUUACAUUUCAUCUGUUCUAUUCCAAGUAUAGAGUAUAAUACCGGAUUAAAUUGACUUUACUUCCUGAACCAAUUCCCAAACAAAUACUUAAGUGACUUAAAAUAUUGUCUCAGUUUGAAAUGGGUAUAUUACUUAACGUGGAAUAGUAAAAAAAAGAAAUGCUGACUAAUGAAGUAUGAUUCCUUGGCAAGUGGAUAAAGGUGAAAAGUAAAGAGACUAAUUUUGUCACUGUCCUUUUGCAUAAAAUAAUAAUUAGCCAACAGGCAAAAUAUCUGAAAAGUACUGUGGUAGCAACUUAUACUUGCAGCUUCUGUUGCAAAAUUGUCCUAGGAUUAUUUGGACUAUGUUAAUUUAGUGUUGAAUAUAUUUUUAUAUAAACAUAGUACAUUUGUAUCCUAUCAUGAUGUGCAUAUAAUUCAGGGACGUCUCUACUAUCUGUUGACUGUUGGUGGUUUUUGCUUUUAUGUUGAGUAUUAUAAAACCAUGCAUGAUGGUUUAUAAUUGUCUAUCUUUUCAUUUGAGCAUACAAUGGAAGGAGAGGAAAUACCAUGUUGUAAAAUUUUUUUUCUUUUCAUCUUACUGUCACUGAACUAGCCUGUUUCCACAUGAAAGUACGAUCUGAAUCUAAAUAAUUACCACUUUCUUGCUUUGCUGCUGCCUCCAUGGUCUUGUGAAGAAAGUAAACAUGAGUUGAUCUUUUUCUGUGUCUGGUACAAAAAUCAAUCACUUUGCCAAUUGUGUAUGUAUGUAUGUGGUGGGCACAUCUGGUUAUGUCUUUUGCUCCUGAGGUUGCUCUUGUAAAUUGCAGUGCUCCAGCAGCAUUAAAUAGGAGAUAACUAUUAACUUUUGAUAUGCAUCUUGUAAAACUUUGGUGCUAACCUAUUCAUAGAGCUUAUGCUUACAGAUACCUAAACAGCAAUGGGAAGUGAUGCUUUAGCUAGAAAGUUUGUUGAGCUACCCAGGUUCAUGCAAGGUCAAGAUCUUAAACCCACAAGUUAAUUAAGGUGACAAUUCUACCAGAGGAAACAAUAGUAGUAUUGGAAGAGAAGUGGGAAAGGGCAAGAAACAGAUAGAAGGAUCUCUGUCCUGUAACUGAUUUGCUGGAAAUGUGUUUAACAAAGAAGGAAAAGAAGGAAAGUAAAAUUUUGGAAAAAGCAGAUGUGAAUUAAUUGCCUUGGCAUGUUUUAAUGAUGGAGAAAGAUGGGAAUAUGCACAUCUGUAAUAUUUUGCAGAUUGUACUAUUGUAUUUGACAGAAAUGCAUGUGUACAUGGUAAACUGUAGUUUUUUCCAAUGUUUAAGAGAAAAGAUUCUCCUUUUCUGAUCUCAAUGAUGGCAAUAUAUACCAUCACAGGCCUUCUCAUCUUUCUCAACUGAACACAAGGUAUGUCUGUUCUUUCCAGUAAAUACUUCCAUUAUUUUUUUAUACUAAUAUGGUAGCUCUAGACUGAUACUUGUAUUCCUACUGGUUUAGAUGCUGGAAAACUCAGCCUUCAACUGGAUUUUCUUGAGUUUGUUCUGCUUUUAAGAUGAUUUCUUUUGUUACUUAUCAUAUGUACGUUUAACAUGUCGUUAGUGUUCCUGCUCACGCUUGAGAAUGAAAAAUAUGUUUCUAUUUUAAUAAAUUUUAAAAAUAUUUCUCUAAAAAUUGCCAAAUGUGAAAACAUUUAAUCAUUACCUCCUAUAUUUAAAUAAUAGAGUGAUUUAAGAUUGUCACAAUGACUUCAUCUUCAGAAAUAAGUUCACCAUUAAAAAAAUUAAUAUUUACUUAAAGCCACGCCUUGCCUUUGAAAGACAGAACAAUUUGAAGUAGCAUAAGCUUUACUACUGCAAAGAACUCCACAAACUUGCUCGUGUUACCUUAAUAAAUAUAUUUUAUAUAGUUGCCAGUCAGGCUAUUGAAAUUGCUUUUGUGGAUUUACUUAGCGUUUAUAUUUUGCACCCACCUUAAUUAGGUCUUACAUGUCUCACCAUUUUUAUCAAGAUCUAAAGCAACUACUACACCUAGAAAAUAUUGGUUUUAUUCUGUGACAAUAACUGGUGCUAUACAAGAACUUAGAAGUCAUUUUGUAUCUUCUGCAUAAUGCUUCAGUGUGUCAGGCUUAUUGUUGUUAUAAAUGCAUAGUAUGGAGGUAUGGUACUACUUUGGGAUGUUUUCAUCAAACAAAUAUUGAAGUUUUUGUAUUUAGACAUCACUGUACAACCACAAGUGUAAGUAUCUACUGGGGUAGGUGCGGAAAAUCACCUUUGCAAGGAAACCAGACUGCUUUUGUCAUCUUAUUUACAUCUUAAUUACAUAACACGGAUUUCUCAAUAAAGUUAUGUCUAGCAUCUAAUGGUACUGCUUAUUUAUAACUAACGUGCAGCAGGAUUUGAGCUAAACUUUUCCAUCUCUGAGUGGAAUGUCCCUUUAAAAGAAAGCACAGAUCAUAACAUGUGAAAACAGCAUUUGGUUUUCAGACAAAUGACCUGUAGAGUUUCUUCAGUGAAAUAUUCUCCAUGGGAGCCUUUCCAGUUCCUUGCGUUCAUUCCUCUGCAUUGGUGCUCUUUCUGUGUACCUUUGCAGGUCUCUUUUCCCAGGGUCCCUGGGUUUUUCAGGACUCCUGCAAGAGUGCUGGGAACUGUGUCCUAGUCUCACAGUAGCUGCAUUGGAAAACAGGUUUCCAGGAUCCACAGUUCCAACUUUCAGAAGCCUGUCAGGAAACGUGGAUGGAUUCUCUUGAUUCCCAGGAAGUAUUCUAUAGAAGGCCAGACCAAGUAACUGGAAAAUAUUUCAUGAAUCACCAUUGAUUCAUGAUUCCGGCAAGUUUCUUUCCUUGAAAAAUCUUCAACCAAUUCUAUACUUUGCUUUUAUGGUUUUUUCUAUUCUUUCUCAGUUGGAUUUGUUUCAUAAGCGUUACUCAGACACAUAACUUCUCAGUGAGUGAUUUGCAGAUGAUUAGAACGUUAAGAAAUCUGUUUCUAAAUAACAAAUGAAUAAACUACAAUUUGAAGAGAAGGAAGCUAACAGUCCUUCAGGGAUAGGCAUGUGGGUUGUUGUUUCAGUCCUCAAUACAGCAGUGAUAGAGAGAUUGUAGAUAAAUGAUUUUCCUUUCUCAUAGAUGCUUAAAUGCAAUCCAGUAUGUAUUCAUCCUUACAAUGCAAAAACUUACUGCAUUCUGUUUAAAGUUUUAAGUUUCUGUUUAAAGAAAAAAAGGCAAGAAGACCUGAGAUGUACAAUGAGAGAGCCCUAUAUGACAGAAGGUAAUUAUUUUGCUCUAUUUGGCACUUGUGGACAUCAGCAGGAAUAGCUUACCAUCUAAACACUGUAUUUAAGAAACAUACAUGCUAAACAAAAAAGACUAGAGGAUAGCAAUAAGAAUAGUAUUUUUUUUUUAAAUGCAGAGUAAAAGAAUUAGACCUUGAAAAAGCUAUGUUGAGUAGGAUUCAGUGUGUGUGAAAUGUUGCUGUAAAAAGUUUUUUGUAGCAAAGGACAGAACUAGUUUUCUCUAUGCUCUGUGAAGUUUAAGGCAAGGAGUAUUGAUUUUGAAGCAGUGUUGAUUCUGUUUCAGUUUUUACAUUGGGAAGUGUCUUGUUGAGCUCUGGAAUAGGGUACCCAUCUGUAGGAUCCCUUUUCCUGUGGACUUAUGAGAACAGCUCAGAUCAAAUUGUAAUGAGUGCACACACACACACACAUCCUCUUGUUCCUGUGCCUGAGAGUGCAGAGGGGCUCAGCAUGAUCUUCAGUCCUUUCUGUGUUUUCUGUCAAGUAGAUUGGACCAAAAUUCAAAUAUUUACUUGCAGUGGGGCAAUGUUUUUUGUCUAAUUAUUACUUUUGUCACACCCUAGUCACAAACUUUCAAGGUUUUUAUUACUAUUUUUUCACAGAAUAGAAUAGACAUGGGCAGAAUGUACAUUACUUAAACUCGUGCAGGCGACGUUAUGGAGGAAUACAACAUUUUCAUUACAUAGAUAUGUUAAUGCAGUGGGAAAGUGGCUUAAUUCUAAAAGCAGGAGAGAGGCAAAAGCCCUCCGUGUGCAUCCGUAUGCUCAGGGAAAGUGGAAAGCAAGCUCUGUCGGUUUUCCCUCACUGCCGGGAAAGCCACUGCCUCGACUAAACUUCAGCUUUUCUCCUUCCCUAGUGCGGCAGUUUCCUGCAUGUGAAGUCUUAACUAUAACCAGGAGGUGGCACAAGAGAGCCUUGCAACAUUUUAUGCUGUACGCGCCUCACUGUAAGCAAAAGUAUAGUGAGAAGUGAUUCGCUUUCCAGGUGACUAUGCAAAAUCUGCCCGUUAGAAGCCGGCAAACAUAAAAUAGCAGAAGCUUUUUGCAUCCCGUUUGUAAAACGAACAUAUGUGUACCUGCUCCCUUUAAUCCUCUAUCUUUUGAAUCUUAGUUUCCUACCUUUGAUUUGUGAAGCCUGUCAAAGGAAGUAAAUUAGUUUGCUUGGGGAAAACACAGACACUGAAUCACGUAUUGAGAGUGUAGAGUUAAGCAUCUUACCUAACAGUAUUCCUGCCCUCCCCCACUACAUGCUCACUUUUCCCUUAUUGUUAAGCUCAGAAAGAGUGUCAGGAUGGCUGUGCUCCCCUGCUUGGAUGUGCAGUAGAUGGAGAGGGUCAGUUGUCCUCUGUUGCUAUGGUUCUGAAUUAUUAUAGGGUUAAAGUUUUCUUCCUCAGCUAAUAGUAACCUUUACAGAGUACUUGAUGUAAGCGAUUGGAAUAAAGAAAAUAGGAAGAAACAGUAUAAUGUGAGAAAGACAGAAAAGGGGAAAGAAUAAUUAGAAAUACAAAAAAUGGAGAAGAGCUUUGAAACCUGUUUUUGAAAUAGGUAACAUUUUUUGCCAUUAAUAUAAAGAGGCUGGUUUUGGAACAGUACAAUUAUCUGAUUUGUGUUAGGUGAAUAAAGAGCCAGUAAAAUAUUUUCACUGCUCAGAUCUACACAGUUUUGUCCAGAUGACCCAGGGAAUCCAGCUGUGAUGUACUGUUUCCCUGCUGACAUUGUCAUGCUCAAAUGCUAGCUCUAAAAAUAGAUUAUGCGAUAGCUGAAAGUGAAAGGUUUCUUUCUGGAAGUGAUAGUACAGCUAUAUUUCUUGAGGAGGAAUUUGUAAGAAACAAAAAGUGAAAAUAGUGCGUGAAAUGUUCAACUGUCAGCUUUAUAUUAAACAAGUUGUUAAAUUUAAUUUCAGAAGCUGCCAUCAUGGGAACAUUUAUUCUUCAGCUAAGACUAACAAAGAAAAAGUCCUUGAUGUAACACACCUGAAGAAGCCUCACAGAAUUUUACAAGAUUUUAAGGUGUUUCAGUGUGGUGUUGUUUGGUUUUUUUUUUGUGGUCUUGAUCAGACUGUCAGUCCAAGUGACCUGAAUAAUUGUAAAAAACAGUGGGACUCAUGUGAACUUUAUAUAUAUGCAUUAUUCUGCAUAGGUAUAUUUUGUAUUCCUGAAGGCGAUUUUGCAUGUCUGAAACUUGGCUGCUUUUCAACUCUAGUAGCUUUUUUUUUUUAAUAGUUAAUAAUAAUAAUGAUGGUAAAUAUUUUGCUGGUAACCCUGCCUCUGUAGCAACGCAGUACACUUUUAAAUACAGUUCUGAUUUGUAACAAUUUUGAAUUUGUUUUUAAUCUGGCUAAAUUGGGUAAUAGCUUACUAAAACCAAUCUAGAUAAGUGUUUUCUUCCAGCAGAACUUGUAUUUUUAAAGUGAUUUCACUGGCUGUUCAGCUGCUGGUAGCAGCCUUAUGGUAGAGGGGUCAUGAGAACUCCCAGCAUUUUGAGCACUGUGUUAAUUUAUAUCAGUUCCAAGCACAAAGAGGAAUUUAAUUUUCAUCUAUGCCUUGUCAGUCUGUUUAUUCCAGGCUUUCCUGGCAUUUCUACACAUGUAUUUUUCAUUUUCAUUCCUCAUGGAAAAAAAAUAGCUCUUCUUCUGUCAGGGAGGAAAGAUAUAGUAAUUGAUGAUAAAGAGGUUGCUUAGAGGCCACUUAUAAUGGUUUUAAGUCCUAAAGAGUGAUUUCUCAGAGAUAGCAGUGGUUGAAUGAACAUGCCAAGAAUAAGACCACAUACAUGGCACAGAAUCUGCCAGAAGCCCUUGCUUCACUGGGCAUCCCUCGGAAGGAAUUAUGCAUGCCCAUAGAUGAACACACAGAUGAAUCCUGCAUUGUCCUUAGCUGCCUUUUUACUGCUUUAUUGCAUCACCAUCCCACUACUCCUAAUGACCAUGUGCUCACUCUACACCAGUCUCACAGGACUCUCCAUUGUAAUAAUAAAGAGUAACCUACUCUUAGAAAAUAGCAGCUCCUUUGGCCUUCUACACCUUUGCUGCAGCAAGGCAAAAUGCUGGCAGCCUCGUCCAGUACCACUUCUGAAGGUACCUGGAAGCCUUCAGUUACUUUCCCUUCAGUUCUUUCAAAGCUUCAGCAGGAAGUAGAUGUCUCAGAGCACAGAUUACUCAGCUGGCUCAGUAGUGCAGAAUUGGCCUUUGUAUUGGAAGAUGUGGAAAAGCAAUUAGUGCUCAAAGUCUGGGCUGCUAUCCCAAAAUAUCUGCUAUCAGCUGUAUAGUAGGCAUCCAGGUAGGACUGCCCUGCUCUGCAGAAGCUCCUUAGCCUGAGACCAGAGUCAUGUUAACACAUUUCUGCAGGGCUGCCUUGUAUAAGCACUGUUAUCUCAGUCCCAUCCUAUUCCAGCCAAAACUCUACAAGCCAUAACAUGGCCUCUUUGACUGCAGUGUCUGCUUGCAAAAAAUACAGUGGUCUGUAUCAAGUGACAAUUCUCAUCUCACCAUGGCUUCCCUGAAUGCUAAAAUGUUUUCUAGGAAAUAGAGCUGUGGUUACAUUAACUAUGACCAGAGAAGUGAAUGCUGAGUCCAAGGAGGACUGGCAGAAUAACAGAACAAGCAAUCAGACCGGCAGCAGAGCACUGGGUUUGUGUGCAGGUGGCAGUGGAUGGGUAUAAGGCAGAAGCCUGCAACACUGGUGGGCAGAUCAAACCUGCAGUCACAAUUUCUGGAGGUGAGCUGAUGUCAUGCAGGGCUGGGAUGGCAGUUACCAAUGGCAAAUUUGUGUUCACCCUUGGUUUUUGCAUGGGAAGGGAGGAUCAAAAGGGGAGGGAAUUCGUGGUUACCCUGCAGUGAAAAUAAAUGUCCUUAAGGCACUGGAAAUCAUUUGUCAGUGUACUGCUGAGGCAUUACUGUAACAGCCAAGUGUUCCUAAUGUACACAAAACCCAAAAUGGAUGGGAGCACUUCUGAAUAGCACGCAUAAGGUGGUAAAGGAAACGAUAUGGAGAGUGAGAUAGCAGAGAACCCUGUGUGACCUGUAUAGCUGGAAAGAUUGGGCAAGGGAAAUAUGGCAAGAAUUCUGUAACCUGAAUAGAGCUAAUUCUAAAGAAUGAUUGUCUUUUUCUGAUUCUUUAGUUCAGAAAACUGAAUAUAAGCAGCCAGGAGCCGGCCCGUACAACUCAACAGCCUUGGCAUUUACUUCUUACUGGUUCACAACUUUUUCUUCCAGCCCCCUCUCUCAGCGGCUGCUCUCCAGCACGGGCUGUUUGGGGAGCACAGUGCUCAGGCCAGAGAACAGCAGGCUCAGAAAAUCCGUUUAGACAGUGGCUCGUCCGCUUGAAAUAAAAAAAAAAAAAAAAAAGCCGUCUCUCGAAGACCCGCCGAGCCUGGGGGAGCGGGUCCCUGCGCGCUUCCCCGGGGUACAUUCCCCAGAGCCAUUUGAGGCCGCUCAGCACCAUAAAUGCCAUUUGCAUCGGGAUAGGAUGCAACAAGAGCUGUAAAUCACUGACUGCGGAGCGAACACCUCCAGGGACAGACACGGCGGAGCCGGGCCUCCUCGAGCUGUGGCAAUGUGUGAACGGUAUCUUUUGUUGGGGGGGGGACUGAUGGCAAUUAGAUGAUACUUAUCUGGCUCUUUGAUGUGUAUUUACACAAACAACGUUUUUCCUCCGGGACUUGAGGUAUAAAGGAGUCGUGCUUCUCCACACUAUCCUUAUCGGCAGCUCCAAAACGCAGCAGGAUGACCAAGGCCCCAUUCUCUGUGGAGUGGCUAUCCCAGAGCAGCCAGGCCCCCAAGAGUCCCACCCAGGGCACGCCGCGCCGAGCAUCGCCCUCGACAGCCGGCCGCCGGCCCGCUUCAGGUUCCAGACCCGGAAUGAGCGAACGGAGCAAGGAGAAAGUCGCCGGGAAAGGCAGCAGGAGCAACAGGGAGCCUUCAGCAACACCCCCCGCUGCAGGUGCAGAGGGGCAACCCUCAGAGGAGCGGGGCCGCGAGUGCUCGUGCCCCGAGGAGCCGAGGGGCGGUAGGCGGCUGCGCACGGCGUUCAGCGCCGAGCAGAUCAGCACCCUGGAGAGUUCCUUCCAGAGGCACCGGUACCUGGGCGCCGCCGAGCGCCGCAAGCUGGCGAGCAGGAUGCGGCUCUCCGAGGUGCAGAUCAAGACCUGGUUUCAGAACCGCCGAAUGAAGCUCAAGAGGCAACUGCAGGAGUUGAGGCCGGAGCCUUUCUGCACUCCACCUCUCCCUUUCGGACCUCAGGUGUCCCUACCACUCACCUACGUGGCCCGACCGCCGCCUCUACCCGGGCAUGAGGCUGCCCCGGGGAGCUUUGCCUUGGCAGCGUUGCCAGCACCCGCUCUGGAUGUCAGCAGCGCCUGCAGAGCACAGCCUGUCGGCUUCUGGGCAGCACCCUGCUUUGUAGGGUACAGGGAUCCUAGGGCUUUCUUGCUGAGUGUCUGACCCGGCUGUAUGGACCAUGACUAAGGAGAAUUUGCACUAAUGAUAACUAUAUCUGGGCUGCCCCUGCCUGCAUCUGCCUGCUGGAGUUCUGGUGCAGCAAUGAGCAAGGCACUGAUCGAUGAUCCAGAUCAUGGACUUCAGGCCAAGCUACCCAGCAACGUUCAAACAUAGUGGGGUAAAUGGUAUUAUAUAUGGAAUCACCUAACAAACUUAACAUUUUUUCAGCUUUCAUACGAAUUUGUCACAAGGACUGCAGAACUACUUAUCCUGCCCUGAAAAAGCUCCUCCCCAUUAAAUGAAGCACAGUUCUUAUUCUCUAGAUCUGCCCUGGCCCUAAUACAGAAAGAAUAAUCUUUCUUGUGUUGUACCUUGCAAUUUACUGAGGAUACAUACAAAAAGCAUGAAUUUCCCCCAUUCCCUUUAACAGCUGUCCCAAUCUCAGCUGCUUCCCAUAUGGCACUUCAGGAGGCAGCUGUGCUUUUAACAAGACAUGCAGAUGUAUCUGGAACUAGUUACCAAUAUUUAUUACUGGGCCUGCAAUGACAGCAGAAUUUGUACUGCGGACCUCAAAAUAACAUAUAUAGAGUAUGAUUUUUAGGAUAUAAAAAGUGACUUUCUAUAAAAAUAUGAACAUACCUUAUCAGAAUUUCAUGGGUGGCCUCAGUGGGUUAACGAGGUCCUACUGGAAAGAUGCUGGAUCUUGGGAUCUGGCCUUGCAACACACACACUUGGUCUCAGUCCUGCAUGCGCUUAAUGGGGUAUGAGGGUGAUUAUUAAAAGAAAUGCAACAUUUCAAAGCUAUUUUUUCACUAAAUGGCAGUAAAAUUUGUUACCAUUGUGCUGUGCACUUUUUGUUUGAAUAAUGCUCAUGAUUUGAUAUCUGAUUUGAUUAAAAUGGUCUGAUUUCAGGCUAGAGAAAGGGCUAUAAAAAAUGAUCCUUGACUGUUGUCAUGAAUCUUUCAAAGAUGAUUGUGAGCUAACAUGAAAAGCGAAAUAAACAUUUCCAUCACUUCA
Coturnix japonica (Japanese quail) is the source of this 9714-nucleotide messenger RNA. RefSeq lists its product as uncharacterized. Gene Ontology annotation, molecular function: DNA-binding transcription factor activity, RNA polymerase II-specific; DNA binding. The record is from RefSeq and is a predicted model, not a curated record. Gene Ontology annotation, biological process: regulation of DNA-templated transcription. Lineage: Eukaryota; Metazoa; Chordata; Aves; Galliformes; Phasianidae.